CCUCACAUCACACCCCCCCCCCCCCCUUUCCUCACGCGAGCUCCCCCUCCACCACCGCCGCCGCCGCCGCGGCUGCCACUCUCGGUUCCUCUUCCUCCCCACCGAGCUCCACCCCCCACGAAUCUUAGCCUCCCACUCCUCUUCACGCCGCGCCGCUAAGAGCGAUCGAGCCGGGGGUUUCCGUCAGAGACGCCGCGAAAAUCGCCCCAGAUCGGUGGAUGGGCGAUCUGUGAGCCGCGGCAGGGGGAGAGAGAGAGAGAGAGAGGAAGCUGAAGCCAUGAUGGUGAGUUCUAGGUUUGUGGCCGUGCUUCUUCUGGUGGCGCUGGCGCCGGCGGCGCGGGGGCAGGGAGGAGGAGGGGGCAACUCGAGCGCCCCGGCGGCGUCGCCGCCGGGGCCGUUCGUGCCGCGGGACAACAUCCUGCUCGACUGCGGCGCGACGGGGCAGGCCAACGACACGGACGGGCGGCUCUGGACCGGGGACACGGGCUCCAAGUACCUGCCGGCGAACCUCGCCGCCGCGGCCGCCACCGCGCAGGACCCUUCUGUGCCGCAGGUGCCGUACCUCACCGCGCGCUUCUCCGCGGCGCCCUUCACCUACUCGUUCCCGGUCGGCGCCGGGCGCAAGUUCCUCAGGCUCCACUUCUACCCGGCGAACUACUCCAACCGCAACGCCGCCGACGCGCUCUUCUCCGUCUCCAUCCCCGACCCCAACAUCACGCUUCUCUCCAACUUCAGCGCCUACCAGACCGCCCUCGCCCUCAACUUCGACUACCUCGUCCGCGAAUUCUCCGUCAAUGUCACUGCCUCAACCCUCGACCUCACUUUCACACCGGAGAAGGGCCACCCAAACGCCUUCGCCUUCGUCAACGGCAUCGAGGUCGUCUCCUCCCCCGACCUCUUUGGCAGCUCCAACCCGAUGGAGGUCACCGGCGACGGCAGCGGCACGCCUUUCCCGAUCGACGCCGGUACUGCUAUGCAGACCAUGUACCGGCUCAACGUCGGCGGCAACGCGAUCUCCCCCUCCAAGGACACGGGCGGGUAUCGGUCAUGGGAAGAUGACACGCCAUACAUACCCUUUGCGUCAUUCGGGGUGAGCUACGCGAAUGACACCAAUGUUCCCAUAAAUUACCCUGACAGUAUUCCGCAGUAUGUGGCGCCGGCAGAUGUCUACUCUACGGCGCGGUCGAUGGGGCCUGACAACAAUGUGAAUUUGCAAUACAAUCUCACCUGGGCAAUGCAGGUGGAUGCUGGUUAUCAGUAUCUCGUGAGGCUCCAUUUCUGUGAAAUACAGUCUGGGAUCAGUAAGAUCAAUCAACGGACAUUUGACAUCUACAUCAACAACCAGACUGCUUUUAGUGGCGCUGAUGUGAUUGCGUGGUCUACUGGGCUUGGCAUUCCAGUGUACAAGGAUUUUGUGGUGUUCCCCAUGGGUUCAGGGCCUAUGGAUUUGUGGGUGGAUCUACAUCCAAAUGUCAAAAACAAGCCACAGUACUAUAAUGCUAUCCUCAAUGGGAUGGAGGUUUUUAAGUUGCAGCUUACUAAUGGGAGCCUUGCUGGGCUCAACCCUGUCCCUAGUAUUGUACCAACAGCGUCGGGUGGAAAUUCUGGGAAGAAGUCAAGUGUUGGUCCAAUUAUUGGAGGAGUGAUUGGAGGUCUGGUAGUUCUUGCACUUGGAUGUUGCUGCUUCUUUGUGAUCUGCAAGCGUCGGCAGAGAGCAGGUAAGGAUUCAGGAAUGAGUGAUGGGCAUUCUGGUUGGUUGCCGCUCUCACUUUAUGGCAACUCACACACUUCCAGCUCAGCCAAGUCACACACUACUGGGAGCCAUGCUUCGUCUUUGCCAUCCAACCUGUGCCGCCAUUUCUCAUUUGUGGAGAUCAAGGCUGCGACAAACAACUUUGAUGAGUCCCUCCUCCUUGGCGUGGGUGGUUUUGGUAAAGUUUACCGUGGAGAGAUUGACGGAGGAGCAACCAAGGUGGCUAUCAAGCGUGGAAACCCAUUGUCUGAGCAGGGUGUGCAUGAGUUCCAAACAGAGAUCGAGAUGUUGUCGAAGCUCCGCCACCGACAUCUUGUGUCGCUUAUUGGUUACUGCGAGGAGAAGAAUGAGAUGAUCCUGGUCUAUGACUAUAUGGCUCACGGAACUCUUCGUGAGCACCUGUACAAGACCCAAAAUGCACCACUUUCUUGGAGGCAGCGCUUGGAUAUCUGCAUUGGUGCAGCUCGUGGGCUUCACUACCUACACACUGGUGCAAAGCACACCAUCAUCCACCGUGAUGUGAAGACGACAAACAUCCUCCUCGAUGAGAAGUGGGUAGCCAAGGUUUCAGAUUUUGGUUUGUCCAAGACUGGUCCAACAAUGGAUCAUACGCAUGUGAGCACAGUUGUCAAGGGCAGUUUUGGUUAUCUUGAUCCUGAGUACUUCCGCAGGCAGCAGCUUACUGACAAAUCUGAUGUCUAUUCUUUUGGUGUUGUACUGUUUGAGGUCCUAUGUGCUCGGCCUGCCUUGAAUCCCACUCUUGCAAAGGAAGAAGUUAGCUUGGCUGAGUGGGCAUUACACUGCCAGAAGAAGGGUAUUCUUGAUCAGAUUGUUGAUCCCCACCUGAAGGGAAAGAUUGCUCCACAAUGUUUCAAGAAGUUUGCAGAAACAGCUGAGAAGUGUGUUUCUGAUCAGGGCAUUGACCGUCCUUCGAUGGGAGAUGUGCUGUGGAACUUGGAAUUUGCCCUUCAAAUGCAGGAAAGUGCAGAGGAGAGCGGAAGCCUUGGAUGUGGGAUGUCAGACGACAGCACUCCCCUUGUGAUAGUUGGAAAGAAGGAUCCCAAUGAUCCAUCUAUCGAGUCAAGCACCACGACAACGACAACUACCUCGAUAAGCAUGGGUGAGCAGAGUGUUGCAAGUAUUGACUCGGAUGGGCUGACGCCUAGUGCUGUCUUCUCGCAGAUCAUGAACCCCAAGGGACGGUGAGGUAACAAUGUCUCGGUUUGUUACCCUGCAGGCAUAAUCUAUUCAUUCAGCAUAUGUUCAUGAGUUUGCCCUUAUGUUCUCUUGAAUUAUGGAUCGGAAGUCAGAUAAUUGUUUCAAAUUAGAUGGUUCUGUCUUUCCCUGUGUUUUCUCCCUGAUGUAGUGCCUAUAAGCUUAUCGGCAUGUAUUGUAAUAUACCAUACCACUGCUAUUGACCCAACGAAUGAUACUGUAUGAGAGAGUGAUACGCAUGAUCCACACUCCCUUUUUUGUUAUCUUAAUCAUGUGUUCGGUCGGAGCCCCAACACAACAGCUGCUGAGCUGCACUUAUUGUCUUGUAUAAUAUUGUUCAUCAUACUCGAUUGUUGGCAGAGCUAGGUUGAGUCCAUUUUGGCAAAAUCGCUGUGUGCAAAGAUGUUAGCAUGUGGCAUUGAAUUAGAGGUGUUGGGUCGAUGAUUCUAGAAAGCUUUUAUGCUGCUAUAUUUUGACCAUGCUAGAUGCCGAUUGUUGCAUCUGUCGUGCUCAUGCACAUACACCAACGAACCUUGUUUUCCUUGUCUUCUUGUCUUACAAUUGUGUAUCUAUAAUAUAGGUGUUGAACUGUUGUACUGUACUA
Oryza sativa Japonica Group (Japanese rice) is the source of this 3572-nucleotide messenger RNA. Its product is annotated as receptor-like protein kinase FERONIA. Gene Ontology annotation, molecular function: ATP binding; transmembrane receptor protein tyrosine kinase activity. NCBI's taxonomy places the organism in Eukaryota, Viridiplantae, Streptophyta, Magnoliopsida, Poales, Poaceae. Gene Ontology annotation, biological process: protein phosphorylation. The record is from RefSeq and is a predicted model, not a curated record.